Molecule: messenger RNA, 20766 nt
Organism: Pocillopora meandrina
Lineage: Eukaryota; Metazoa; Cnidaria; Anthozoa; Scleractinia; Pocilloporidae
Source: the annotation of a GenBank genome assembly
AUGGCCUGGUCAUCGUGGAAUGGAGGCUGCAAAGAGUGCGGCCAGUACAGGCAAAGAGUCGGUAAGUUACAAGACGAAAAUUUCAGUAUUUGUAACUCAAAGGCGUGUUUGUAGGUUUUCACUAUUGUUUUACAGCUUCAAGAGACUGCAUGCACAUCAAUAAGCUUUUAUUGAAAUGGAUGAAUUCUUAUGUAUUGAUGGCAAAAUAGACUGCAUUUAAAGUCAUGGGCAUUACGCCUUGGCCAAUGGAUUGAUAACCAAACAUGUAGGUUUAAGUUGAAUUGAAAAAAUGCAUUGUUUGUCAGUUUCUCUAUUCCCUAGGUGGACAAUUUGGCGGAAAGUUCAUUACUUCUUGUAAAUAAAUGGUUUCUCUUUAUUAAAAAAAGGGCUGACUUAGGCCCAAUCAUCAUUACUUAAAAAAAAUUAUAUAAAUAACCUUACUUCUAGAAUUCAACUGUUCCAGAACUCAGGAAUCACGGCCUUGUAAAUGUAAGUGGUUUCAUCCAUGAGGAUAAAGUAAAAGACUGAACUAAUUUCCUGUUUUAGAAAUUGCAAAAUGUUGCUCGACUGAUCUUUCAUUAAAUACCUCACUCUUCAAAACAACACUUUUUCUGCCGGAGUUUUAUUAUUUCCGAUUAGAUGCUAUAUUUACAUUUUCUCUCGCAAAACGAAGGAAAUUUUGUUCAGUCGUAAAACGAAAAGACUACCAUUGCACCUGCUGCACAGUAGGCGCGAUUUUGGCGAGCGAAUGCUUAGUGCUCUUAGUAUUUUCUUAUCGCUGCCAUUUUUUUAUUUUUACAACAUUAGGGAGUUGGGGAUGAGAAGAAACUUUUACGAAGGGGGUGAGCGACGGUUAAAAGAAAGGAUAGAGGAGGGAAUGGGGCAUUAGUUAUACAUUAAUCAUUACUUUCCUUUUCAAAAAUAAAGGUCUUCCUGAAAUUAAUUCUCGGCGAGAGAAGUCUGUCAAACUUAAUUCAACCCUUCAAGUGGAUUGUCUUGUGAGGGGUUUUCCUCAACCAGAGGUGAAUUGGACAAGAGAUGGAAAGCUACUUAAUACCGCGAACAAGCUCACCAUUAAACAAGUGACUUAUGGAGACGCUGGUCAAUAUACAUGCAGCGCUAAGAACAGUGAAGGGAAAAGUGAAGCAGCUUUUCAGGUUACAGUUACAGGUAAAUGUUAAUUUUACUUUUUCUCUUCCCGUUACUCUUUUCAUUGUCUGUUUUUUUUUUCUCUUAUUUCACCUUUUUUGAAUUGUGCUUCUUAAUUCCAUGGCCAGGUCCUCCUGAAAUUAAUCCUCAGCUCAUCAAUCAGUCGGUUACAUACAAUUCGCCUCUUCAGUUCAAUUGCUCUCUAAACGGUUUCCCUACACCUGAGGUACAUUGGGCUAGGGAUGGGAUACAUCUUGGCAAAAAGAACACUCUCACGAUUCGUCAAGCGAGGUUUGAAGACUCUGGCGAAUACACAUGUAGCGCUGAAAACCCCACUGGAAGCAAGAAAUCAACCUUUUGGAUUGAAGUGAAAGGAGGUACAGUUCUCAUUCAUACAAACGAAAAAGAGUUAUGGUUCAUGAUUUUAACAAAUGUUCAAUUUCGUUACUGCAAAAAUUCAAGAGUGAAGACAAUGCUCAUUUUGCGAAUCAGAUCUACGAGUUCAAAUCACAUAAAAGAGAAAAUUGAUUAAGGAUAAAAAGAUAUUUUAAUGAUGCUUUGAUGACAUUUAAAAAACGAGUUUAGAUCAACCGGUAAAUCAAACAUAAUGACAGAACUUAGAGAAAACGUAGAUUCUAAUUGGUCAAAAAUCUAUCGCCUAUUAUCCCGGUAAAACCAUAGAAAACUGAAAAAUUUUCCUGCCCUGCGAAACAACGCCAUACUAAACGAUAUCCCAGAUUUUAAGUUAUCGAAAGCCUUUGGCUUAAUGGAAUAGAGGAGGACGCUUUGAAUGCCGCGAUAAAAACUAAAAAAUUUAUUUUCUUAACAUUUAUCAAGUUUUCUAUUUAUAAAAUUUAGUUUAACUAACUGGUCGCGCCGUUUUAAGCUUUAUAUUUCGCUUUCGCUGCAUCCUAACAGGAAUUUGCUCAUACUUUCACUGUAUGAGCCAAUGGAAAACCAUUUGAAAUGUUUUCCGAGGUUUCCACUUGAGAUUCAUGACUUCCUGCACAGUUAUCAUGCCUACUUUGUUUCUCAUUUGAACGUUGGGUCUUAUAUUUAUGCUGAAAUUUUUAUUUUAAUUACUGAGCAGCACCCAAAUCUGGUCAUUCGAGGUUUUCUAAGCCCGAGAAUAAAGGUGAGAACAGACUAGCACGGACUCCCCAUGUGGCUUUUGUGGUCGUGUCGAACUAUAGCCUUCAAAUUACAUUUUUGCUCUCACGAGCGUGAUUUUCCUUUUUGUGAGAGAUGAUCGGAGGUUUUUAAAGAUUGCCUCCAGCAAGGGCUGAAUCCAAUGUUCCAUCGAUAUUCGUUUUAAAUUUUUAACUGCCGAGUGGUACGUUGUAACCUUUUGGAUUUUGUGUAUAUGUAAGAGCCGAUUGCCUAGAAGCAAAGUUGACCUUGACAGAGAAAUUUCUAUGAUGUUUUCUAGGUACCCUCUUGCUUUGAAGCUUUGUUUGAAUUUUAAAAGACACGGAGAGCUUGUUCUAAGCAAUCUGAUUGCUUGGCCUUCAAUGAAACUAUGUUUUACGCCUGGUGGGUGGCAUUUGGCGAAGUGCGUAAAUUGAAAGGUCUCGGUCGGCUUGUAAUGGGUUUUGAAGUCCAAGUUGGAUUUUUUGCGAAUCUCUCUCCUUUAAACACCAUGGUAUCGAGGAAGGUGAUUUUGUUCUCUGAUAUUUCGGCCGUGAAUUUGAUUGUAGUGUGGAAAUAGUUAGCUCGUUUAAUAAACUAUCUACUUCUUCCCUGUUUUAAUCUCAAAGGGAAAAAACGUCAUCAGUGUAAUGUUUCCAUUCUCUUGGCCUGGUUUCGCAUUGUUGGAUUGAUUUCGUUUCAAUUUUCGCCAUGGAAAUAUUGGCAAAUGACAUUGCCCAUUUUCGUUUGGGCCAGGGAAGUUCUCCUCAUUGAAUUAAAACAAAUUUUCUUUGAAAGAUUAAGCCAAGCAUUUCUCUGAGGUGACGCGUUGGGAUCGGUGCGUUAUGGUCGUUGAGCUUUUCGUAUGCUUCACAAAGAAUAUUCGUUCCUUCUUCUUGAGGUAUAUUUGUGUACAAGCUAGAAACGUUCAUUGACACUAGAAUAGUAUCUUUGCCUACCUUUGUUUUUUCUAUGAAAUUGUGAAAAGCAGUGGCAUCCUUCAUAUAGGAUUGUUGCAAUUGCGCCAUAGUCUGGGGCAGUGUCUACACAAAAGAUGAUUUUUUUUCGGUGGGGCCGUCGCAUCCUGAGAUUAAAGGUUUACCGACCAGUAUAGCCAUGUGUAUUAUCGUGAGCUUAUAGAAUAUUGGUAUUAUAAGCGGAUUAGGAGUUUGUGAAAGCCAUUUGUUCGUCAUGUCAUCGAUGUGUUUGCCCUGACGCAUUCGGUCAAUGAUCUCACUAACCCUUUUCUGCGUGUUUUUCACCAUCGGCGCUCUGAAAGGUUGUAGUUGUAGUUGUAUUCAUGAUGACUGUUGUAUCUUUGUUUGCUUUUUUGAGGUUUAAAACAGAAUUGUUUCUCAACUCUUUUAAAGCCAUAACCUCAUUGCAUGACAAUUUAUUUUUUAGCUUAGUUACAGUAAUCUCUGCAAGUUGUGUUUUGACAUUUUCUUAGUCGCUCUCAUGGGCAAUAGAAGGCUGAACCGGUGGCAUCCAGUUGGAUUUAAUAUGAAACGGAUGUGCUUCUUUGUUUUGUCCGUGAAAGAUGUUUUGGAGGUGCACUCGUCUUGCAAAUUGCAAAUUAUUCAAAAUCUUGCAAGAGUUGUUGUCUAAUUUUACAUUCGUUUGUCACGGGUGUUGGGAUGAAUUUGAGAGACAUUUUAGGAAUGUUUCAUUUGUCUCCUUUUCUUUGGCUUAAAGCCUAUAUUUUAAAGUGUGUCUACGCCCUUUGUGUCUUAUGCUUUUUGUUCUGCUUCCGCUGUUAAAGCCAGAUUUUUUAGAGUCAGAGAUUAUGUCAUGUUACCGUUUCAUUACUCGCGCAUAAUUACACCACAUUCAAAAGUUCCCGUAUCAACGCGUGCUUGGGGUGUGAAUAAAUUAGUUCAUCAUGGCUGCGCAUGUGCUUAUUCUUCUUCAAUCUAGAAAAGUAUACUACUUAACAUGGUGUCAGGACCGUUUUUUACAGCGAGCCAGCUUCUCGUAGAUACAACUGCCAUUCAACCAUUGAAUAGCUUCUUCGGCAACAUCUCAAACCUUCACCAACAUUUCACAAUUGCACUAUGUCGAAGCACGCAAAGUCUAUCCUCGAUGUACAAGCCGUGCGACCAGACCGUGACAAUAACCGUUACUGGGAGACCAGAUUUCAUGAUUAAUGUUUACUCGAAGGUUACCGAAACCCCGCUAAAAGCAGAAUCACCGAGAUUGAGGACCAUUACAUCGUCGCUAAGAGACCCUUCGAGUUAGCAAUUCCUUCAACUGAAUGGGACACCUUGCACAUCGAAAUCACUUCUAAGAUAUCGAACGAUGAUGCUGUAAAAAACUGAGAUUGGCUUCAAAAAAUCAAAGAACAUUACGCUGGUGCAUUUAGUUUGAUGCAAGUCCGCUACCAAACCUCCAUUUCAACGUAAGAAACCAUUAUACGUACUGCCGUCGGGCGAUGAUCGUUUGGCGUAAACGCGCAAGAAUUUAUGAGAGGUAAGUUUCUCUUCGGUCUCAAUGAAUCCUUCAGUCGCUUCCGAAAAGAUAUAUUUUACAGAGAUGGCCAACGGAAACCGGAGAAUCCCCCUUUCACCCCGGCGUUCGUGGUGAGUCAAGUUAUAUCGUUUGAGGCGGCACAACAUACAAACAAGCUUUUGGCUAAUUCCACCACAGAAGAACAAGUUCACUCUCCCACUUCCACGACAGCGCACAAAUUGGUCAAAAAACCUCCGGGCAGAUCAAGACCUGGAACGUUCCUUGACAGAUAUUACUUUUUAUGUGGCAGCAUGCAGUAACACUACCGCGACAUAUGCCCAGCUUCAGGCCACACUUGCAGAUGUUGUCACAAAACUGAUCACUUUGCAGGCUUCUGUCAACAGGUUGCCAAAAGAACGGAGCCUCUGGACCUGCCUCCCAUACACCUACCCCCCGGGUCCCGGACGGGAAUACAUGAGAUUGGUGGAACAAGAAGAGUACUCCUACACCCUUCCCGUGGAAGGCAUACAGUAUUAGAACUGCUUCACCAUCUUAAGCGGGUAAUCCCCUAACACUGGCGUCCCUACAACGGCCCCACCCUCUGGCAAAGGCCAUUUCGCCUGGCUUCUUUUGGAGGAACCAGUCUCAAACUGUAGAGCGCAAAUUCUUUUCCAAAUAAAUUCCGCAGCCUCUUGCAACACUCUUCUAUCCUGCUACUUUUCCAGCAUAUCCUGGGCCAAGAUUCUACCAUCCGAAACUGUGAUACCACCCUAUGACAGUCCAACAACCAGAUCCAUUGGCCAACUUACCCUCCAAGCCAGUAAAGGUAAAUUCACGAGUAACCUCACCUUCCUAGUCAUUUUCACUGACCAACCAGCCUUACUCAGUACAGAGGCAAGCAUAGCACUUGAUGUGCUGACUAUGCAUGCGGACUUCAUGAGGAAAUGCUCCAUAAGUAACCCUCCCCAGCCACUGCUGACUGAACCUGACAGCCAUCAGGAAUCAGCAGCUGGGCCCCCUUUACCACCCCCGGAUACGUCAAUGCGAGUCUGGCCUACACUAAGGACUUGAACUCUGGAACUCAUUUCCAAGAACUGAACCUCGCUCUUUCAAGGUCUGGGAUUCCUCAGCCUACCCGUCGAUCUCGACUUGGAUCCAGAUGUCAAACCCAUCCAUGCCCCCAUUCCAUGUGAACCCAUUUCAAAGCUGGAUGCAAUCAAAGCGGCCCUGGAUGCGUAUGAAACCACUGGCCAGCUAGUAAGGGUAUCUCAACCGAGAGCCAAAACCAAUCCCAACCAAACCGGGAAAAAUACGGAGCUGCUUAGAACCUUCUUAGACCCUCAAUAAAGCCAUUCGAUGUCCAAAGUACAUCAUUUCCACCUUGGAAGAAAACAUCCACUAGCUGCAUGGAAGGAAUAGAUGUAAAGAGGCAAACCAUCCCCUUGUCCUUAAGAUCAUCUCUGAUUACCACAAUGUUCACACCAUGGGGUCGCUACAGAUGAACUAGGCUACCAUUAGUCAUAUCCUCUGCAUCAAAAGAACGGCAGUGCCAAAUUCAUAUGGUGCUUGAUGGCCUCCUAAGCUUCAGUAUUACUCACGUCAUCUUAAUCCCUGGCUGCAGCGUCAAUAACAUGGAAGCCAGAAUCGACCACGACCGCAGCCUUAUCGCCGUGCUUGAGGGAUUUGAACAACGUCAUGUCAAGGUAAAUGUCAACAAGAUGAAAUUCCUUAUUUGCAAAGCCACUUUCAUGAGCCAUGUUACCACUACGGAUGGCCUCCAGCCCAACCCUGUCACAGUUAAAGCUAUGAUCAACAUGCCCACUCCAACCGAAAAGCAAGCAGUGCGCCGAUUCCUACGGGAUAUUAAUUACCUGGCCAAAUUCUGUUCCGAACUUAACAGCGUCACCCAACUUCAAUACAACCUCAUCAAAGAGGACAUGCCAUUACUGUGGUCAACAAGGCACCAGGAAGCCUUCGAUUCAGCAAAAGCCCUAGCCACCUCUGCAGCAUGCCUGGCAUACUUUGACGUAACUGCGCCACUGAUCCUUCAAGUGGACGCCUCAGACUAUGGCCAAGGAGCUGCCCUCUUACAAAACAUCAAACCACACAGUAGCAGCCCCCUUGACGAGUCUUCUCUACGACCCAUUGCGUACUGCAAAAGGCCGAAUCACUACCGAAGAGUGCUAUACCUGGCUAUUGUUGAAGCCCUCAACACAUUCGAGGAAUUGCUUUUAGGAAAAUCCAACAGAGUCUAUACAGACCACCAACUCUUUCAGUCAAUCUUCAAGAAGGACCUCGCCUUAGCACCUAAGUGUCUGCAAAAGAUGUUGCUUUUCCUAAAGCGUUACAAUUUUACUAUAGUGUAUAGAAAAGGUUCUCUCUUGAAUUUAGCAGACAAUCUAUCCAGAACCCAUGUCAAGACGAAGCCGUAAACCCAUUUAUGUCGGACACCUUCCCAGUGUUUCACGUUCAUCUUGCUCGCUUGGACCCCAACCCACUGGCCCUCACCAAUACCACUCUCGAGUUAUGUUUUUGCUCUCAGAAGUAUGUCUCGAUAAGUUCAUAGCAAACCCUUCGGCAUCGCGCCAAAUACCAAAUUAAUUAGUUUACCUUAACCAAAUGUUAACUUGAGCAUUCGAAGUAAUUAUAGAGAAAGGUAGAAAUAGAGACUGCACCACUGUCUUACAUACUUUAUUUGGGUAAAUGAUCCAAACAUGUCUUCUAUGGUUGUUUAUCAAAUGUUUUUGUUUAAAACUUUGUAAGUGGAUGGUGGCUGGAGUGAGUGGAACUCCUGGAGUAUCUGUACCAAGCCAGUUGGUGGUAUACAAACCAGACAGAGAGAAUGCGCCAAUCCAGAACCAGCAUAUGGUGGGAAAUACUGCGAUGGGACCGGAGCACUGCUGAGAGAAUGUAGCAACAUGUCCAGUUGCCAAGAAGGUAACAUACAAAUUGCAGCUUUUCUGAUUUCAGUGGAUGAAAACUUCUUUGUUGAAACAAAAAAGAACAAAUACAGGAAUAAAAGUUAGAAUAAGAACAAAUGAAUGGAACUUCUGAGUUUUAACUUUAAUCACAUAAUCAUCCAGGCAAAGUAUAUGAAAUGCUCAAAUUAUCAAAAGUCAGGAGUUCAUUAUAAGUCAGAAAUCCUUCAUGAAUGCACAAACUCUGUACCUGUACGGAAUUCACCAUGCUUUUCUUUAAAGAAACAAAACAAAUCUCCAUUAUGAUUUGUACUACAAUAGGUACUAAAUUCUUGGCACAAGUUCUCGCUGAUAUUUGUGGUCGCCCUGUAAGAAGUCUGCACUAUAUGCAUAAUGGCGAUUACGAAUUUCUUUUCGUUGCCCGUGAGCAAUACCCUUCUAGUCAAGCCAGUAAAGCUAACUAUCAUCUAUUGACAAGAAAUAUGUUUGACAAUGCGAGGGCCUCAGUUUUGGCAUUGAGCAGCUGGCAAAGAAAAUCAUUUUAGCUAAACAGAAAAUUCUUCCACCAUAAACUGAAAAGAAAUCUUUCAGCAAUGCAAGGACUACUGUUACUAGGUAAUUAUAUGGCGACAUCAUCGACACAAGAAUUUACCUAAGCUUAAUUAGUCCACGCUGUUUACUGUUAUCCUUAUUUAUCUAUUGUUUUUUUUUUUUAAUAUUUGAAGAAUUUCCCCUGCGAUUUGAAACAGAGAAGAACCCAUCUGUCGGUACAAUGAAGAUAUUCUCAAACAGCAGUUGGCAAAAGCUUUGUACCAGUCAAUGGGAUGAAGCAGAUGAAAAUUCAACCUGCAUGGCCAUGGGCUAUUAUGACAACGGCGUCUUUGCUAAUUACACGUGGUACGCAGAACGUGGCAAUGCUUCAGAGAUGUCCACUGACUACAACUGUACCAUUCCGACCAGAUGUCAAAACAACUUGGAAAAUAAACAACAAAUUUGCAAAGGUAAUAAUGAAUUGCACUCAUUUAAUAUCCGCAUGAUCUCCAAAGAUGGUAACUUGAUAGAUUUACUCACACUCCGGUGAUUAAAACUUUCCCGAGAUCAAUGAUUGCUCAUCUUCGGGUAUCUUUAGGUUCUAAAAAGGUAUGUAUCGCUAAAAAUCUGGCGGGUUUGUUUACGCCCUGAGGCGAUUACAGUUGAAUUGCUGCCGAAAGAAGAACCUAACUGCGCAGUUAUGCAUUUCGGUUUCAUGACCUUCACAACCUCCAAACCCUUCACUAAGUUUCCUUAAAACUUUAACAUCCCUCUAGUUUCCUUUUUUCUCUCUCUUUCGUGAAACUAAGGAAUUUUACAAUUUUCACCCUACUUUUACUUAACUAAAUGCCUUUUUCUUGAUAAUUGCAUGAGAAAUGCUUUAAUAAUGACGUUCUAAUUUAAAAUGUAAAUCACCCUAUUGUGUUCGCCGAAAGUAAACACUUUUAGGCUAAGAAGACACGUCUUGAAUGUUCUAACAUUUUUUUUUUAAAAAUCUUGUUUCACAAUUUAAAGCACAGUCACGAAGCAAUGUAAAAGAGGUUCGUCGUAAAACAUCGCUGCAAGGAAACUAUGUAAAUGUCGUGAACUACAUCGGACAAAGAACGAUAUAUCCAACGUACGAAUACUGAUUAAUUUACACCUAGAAUUUCCCUUAAAACUAAACACUUAGACUGGCAUGAACUAUUUAUCCUUUCGUGAUUUAAAGGCAUUCUUGAUUCGUGAUAACAAGUAUUUUCCAUCUUAAUGGAUUACAAUUUUUGUAAUUCCAUAAGUUCCUGUUCGCUUGAAUGGCGCAAAUGUGGAGUAUGGAGGAAGAGUGGAAGUGUUUUACAAGGGGAAAUGGGCAAAGAUAUGUAGGAAUAAAUGGGACUUUAAUGAUGUCAAAGUUAUUUGUCGUCAACUUGGCUUUGAAGAGGCUUUAGCGGAAUUUAUUGGGUCAGACAUAAAGGCUGAGGGAAUACCUUUUGCAAUGUCCGAUGUCUCUUGCGCUGGAGAGGAGUUUGAACUUGCAUCAUGCGAUCGCAUCGAUGGAAAGUUAAACAUUCCACCUCAAUGUCAAGCGGAUCACAAGGGUUCUCAAGCGUUGUGUCAACCAAGUAAGCAACUAAAUUUUUAGGUCUGAUUAGUUAUUCUGAUUUUCGUGAUUGUCUUUCUUCUUCCCACUGACCUUCUAAAGUGGAAGGUUCAGGGUGACAUGACUUGGUUUAAGGGUAACAUGAGUCGACUUAAAAUGACUUAGAUGAUUUUGAUUUUACAACCGAGUUGAUAAUGUAAAUUUGCCCCCGUAAAGAGUUUCAAAGCUAAAUUUCGUUAGCCCUUCGUCAUGGUGGGUGUUAUACUCCCCCACCGACGCAACGCCACAGUUUCUUUAAGAACUUACCCUCCUUAUAGAUGAUUCAACUUGGUCUUGAGGUGAAAAGAUGUUAGCUAGGGUGUACAUGACUUUCAUGAAGGUGAUAUGACUGCUCAUAAGAUCACCUGACUUCAGUUAAGGGUUACCUAAUGGCUAACAGGAUUUUGUUUGGAGUAUUGUAACUAAGUUUAAAAUACGACAUUGUUAAAAACAUUUCUCAAUUUAAGCUUUAGCACAGGCAAAUAUAUUCAACUAUUCUAUCUCUUCUUGUAGUGUUUAAUACAAAAAAUUUGAUUUAUUUUGAUAAAAUCUUCUAAACUGAACUAUUUUUUUGCAGAAAACCAGAAAGUGUUGAAAAGAGAUGAACUCUAUUUUGAUAUUGGUAGCAGAGAAAAGCUUCACUGUUCUAUACACAAUAAAACCACUCAUGCUAGGUGGGUCAUUAAUAGGCAAAAGCUUGAAAUAACAAACUCUACUUCUGAAAGGAUCAGGGCUGAAGACAAUGGUGAUCUGUUCAUUGAUGACGUGCAGCUAUCUGAUGGAGGAAUAUAUGAAUGCCAGAGAUUGGAAUAUGUUCAAUAUUACAUUGUCUACAUUAAUGGUAUGAAAACGCAUCUUUUUAUCUUGUAUAAAUAGGCUUAACAUAUAGGACAAUGCCAUGUAAGACAAGUACACUUCUGACUUUUCAACAGUAUAGCUGUGAUAUUGGUGCUUUUCAUUACUGCUUUCAACAGCAAGAUUUACUCAAAAGACGUUGGACCAACAAACCUUUAUUGCGUACACGUCUGGAAUUAUAAGCUGUAGUGCUGAUGGAACACCGAGUCCACAGAUUUCUUGGAGUAAGAAAGGAGGAAAGUCCUUAGACCCGAAACGAUUCACUCAAGUAUCCAACGGCAGCCUGCGUAUUGGUUUUGUAAAGCCUGAAGACAAUGGAACAUUCACCUGUACCAUGAAACAAACUAAAGGACCACAGAGGGUCACAAGCAGAGAUAAAAACAUAGUAGUGACAGUUAUAGGUGAGUGACCAAUGAGAUGAUAUAUAGAAAGUCAUAAAGUCAGUUCUUCAAAUGUAAUGAAUUUAAUUUACUCAGUUUCAAAACCUUUUCGCUGUUCAUAUCCGCAGCCAUGCGAGGCGACAUUUUAUCGUGGAUAUGUUUGUUGAUUACGGUUGUUUUAAAGUAGGGUGUCCUGUUAAAAGAACUCAGAGUAAGCGCCCUUUGAUGAAGCUCAUAGUUUCUUUUCAAGCUGGUAAUGUGCUUAAAACGACUUCGGUUGGUCAUGGUGACGAAUUCAAUUUCUGAAUGCAUUAUAAUCGUUUAUCUCGCCAUUAAGUUACUUUGGAUGUGGAUUGUGACUUUUUGACUGCAUAUUGUGUCUUCUUCGUGUUAUAAGGUCGGUAGAUAUGCAUGACCUUAUGAACACUCUGUUUGACUGUGAUUGGCUAGAAUCCCACACAGGCCUCGAUUGCCACACUUUGACUAAAUGUUCUUUCUGAGUCCACUGUCGCAAAGUUAUUAUGUUUGUGUUUCUUGUGGUCCGCAUCCAUGUUUCCGGGAUGUCUACCCCAAUGUUCAAUUUAUGUUGUAACAUGCGAAAUCUUACGUGGAUGGCCUCUUUUACCCUGCGUGUAUAAUAAUAGGAUCACAAUCAAUGUACUCUACUACUGUCCAGAGCAGGUGGUUUCCAGGUAUCUUCUGAAACUGCAGAGGCCUUUGUCUAAGCAUGUCGUUUCUCCAUCUGCCAUAUCACUCGUUUAACCAUUACUUGCAUGGGACUGCAUGUUCCGCUGAUGUAAACUUCGCAUUACUCACAGGGAAUCUUUUAGACCUCGGACUCUUGUUUUAAAGAUGCAGUACCAUGGAUGGCGAGUGACUUGUUACUAUUUAUAACAUCAGUGAAGUGAAUGGAAUGCUUUCGGUUCUUCAAAUGCUGUAGCAAACUAUCAGCGUUUUCGCGAACCAAGAUUAUAGGGUGAUAAGGUUAUCGAAUGCUCCUAAAACUCUAUAGCAAUAACAGGGUAGACCAUACUCUCCAUGGCUGCGCCUUCUGUCUUUCGUAAACUGGUCCGAGAUAAUAGGAGUAUGUAGACCUCAAUACGAAGUUAUGUCCGCGAUCUGACAAAUGAUUAUAUUUCAUAUAAAGCGCUGGUGUCAUUAUCAAAUGUUCAUUAUGUUAAGUUAUGGCGUUUAAUGUGUUCUGUGUAAAUGAUAUUGGAAUACCUCCGAUUUUCCAAGGACAUGUUAUUUAUUUACCUCCUAGUUCGACCAAAAGUGGAUAUUUCUGGAGGAAGCAAUCUCAUCAUAGAAGGAAACAGUGUGAACUUGACGUGUAAAGUUGUGGAGGGUCGGCCUGAACCUCGGAUCACAUGGCUCAAGAAUAAUACAUUGCAAGGACAGAGUUUGUCUCUCUUCUUUUCUGAGAUAACAAAGGAGGAAGAAGGGCGGUACACUUGUAAGGGAGAGAAUGCAGCAGGCUUUGACACCAAAGACAUUGACAUUUCUGUAAAAGGUGUGUUCGUCAAGUGUACAGUAAUUCUUCAUACAACUUGAUUAGUUAUUUAUUGCAAAGAACUGGAAAGUCUUUACACUUGUUCGUUUGUUCCUGCUCUAAAAAUAUGAUGGUUUCAUGGCUAAGCUUGUAAUAUAGCAUGACUAACAUGGUUUUUGGAAGCAUUUGUUUGAAAUGAUCAAAAAAUGGUGCAUCGAAUUCUUCUUUUUUAAAUUGUUAUUUAUUAGUUUUUUUUAUAUUUCUUAUUUCUUAUUUUUGCGGGUGGAGGGAGGGGGGAGGCUUUGGGUGGCUUAUAAUUUUGUAAUUUGUAUUUAUAUGCUUACUUUGCAGUUCCACCCCGUGUUAGUGAUGAGUUAAGAAAUUUCACCAUUGCAUUUAAUUCCACAUUUACAAAAGAGUGUUAUUUGAGAGGUGACCCACAAGUAUAUGUCAACUGGACCAAGGAUGGAGUGCUACUUAAUAAAAGCAACACCUUAGUUAUUGGACAAGUGACGCUUGAAGAUAAAGGCUAUUAUGAAUGUACUGCUGAAAAUGAUUAUGGAAAAGCAAACUCUUCCUUCUGGAUCGAUGUCACUGGUAAACUCUAUAUUGUAGUUUAUUUCAUUUAUCAAACUUGUAACUUAACGAAGCGUUUGUUUUUAAGCUUAAGCCAAAUUUAAAUAGACCUAUUUUUUCUUUCUCUUUUCAUCCUUUUCCUUUAAAAAUAUCGUUGGUCAAAAAUAGACUUGAACAUCGCGCUUUUUGUUUUGAUUUUUUGUCGUUGUUGUUGUUUCGUCGUUUUAUCAAAGAUUGGAUAAAUGGAGUUAAACUGGACUACACAAACCUUAUUAACUUUGGAUUUUUUAAAUUGAAGUAUCUCCACAGAUUAUAGAGCCUCCGAUAAACCAGUCUGUUACCGAAGGAAACUCUGUAAACUUUAGUUGUCGAGCCUCAGGUGUGCCAACACCAACAUUAGCCUGGGUUUUUAAUAAUGCUGACCUGCCAUCUGGUAUCAAUCAAUACAGUUACGAAGGAGAAUCAUUCCUGAAACUUUUAAGCGUUAAAAAAGGGAUGGAAGGGACUUACAAGUGUGAAGCGAAAAAUAAAGCAAAUACAACUAGUUCCUCUGCAACUCUGCGUGUUUACGGUAAGUUUAAUGUUAAUGACGAUAACGAUGAUGAUGACGCUGACCGUGAAGACGACGCCGACGAUAACCAUGGCGAUGACGAUGACGUGACACUGACACUGACAUGAUGCUGACGAGGAAAGUGACGAACGUGGACCAUGAUUUUAAUCAAUUGCUUUUUUCUUAAUGUAGGAAAAGCUUUAGCUCAAAUUGUUCCAGGUCAUUAUCCGGCACUCACAGCAGGAGACAACCUCACAUUGACCUGCAACGUCAACGAAGAAACAAUAAAUGUAACUUGGAAAAAAGAUGGAGACUCAGUACCCGAAAGGGCAAAGAUUGAUACACGAUUCGAUGACAAAAAGAGUACAUUUGCUAUAACUGGAGUUGUGAAGGAGGACAGUGGUGUGUAUUCUUGUGAGGCACGUAACAAGCUCGGUUUUGUUGCCCGUUCCCUUGUAAAAAUAAACGUCAAAGGUAAGCUGGUGUUACCGUUGUGUCUUAAAAAAAAACAUACAACUUUACCGAUUAAAAAAUACAUUUCCAAAUAGAUUAAAACUAUUUUUUAAUUAAAUACGAUACAAAUAUGGGUCACCUGACCCAUUUACAUGAAAUUUCCUUGCAUCGCUCUAUGAAAUUCAGGUAUUUCGUUUUUAAGAGCAGGUGUCAAUCACAGGCUAAAUAAUGUGCCAAGCUAUUCCAAAGCUAUUCCGAACAACUUGAAUUUUAUUAGUACUUUUACUACCGUCGAGAUUUGUCUAAUGGUCAUUUAUCUAUCUUACACAAUUAGCAAAGCAAGUGCAAAGUUUCAACACUUUGUGGUAUUACAUUGGUGGCUCAGUGGCGGCAGCGAUUGUCAUUUCGCUUGUCUGGUAUUUCUGCAAGCGUCGAAGGACAGGUGACGUCCAUUUUUCUUUGUUAUUUCAGAUUUCUUUGUCGAAAGUAAAAGAAGGAAAUAUUUAAACUUAUUUUGCAUGUCUACUGGGGGGAAGGAGAAUGAGGGGACACUAAGCUAAGAGUCUUAGAGUAGAAAUAUUUUUAUAAGAAUUACUCGCGUGCGGCCAAAAAAAUGCUAAUUGUAGAUUUUUUUCACGUCUGUAUAUGGUAUCAUCAUUAUAAUUUCCAUUACUGUUAACGGUGUUUGAUAAUAAUUCUAAAUUCAGCACAUAGCACGUCCCUCCUAAUUUAUGCAAAUUUAAUAUUAGUGCCAUUACAGAAAAAUUCUUUAAGAAUAUUCGAUUUCAUAAAUUAAUACAAACUUUUAUCUUCUUUAUCUCCUUCAUUUCAUUAUUUGGAAUUGCAGCUAUGGCUCUGUAAGUCAACUAUUUCACCUUUUAUUCAUCAAAUUCAUCAAAAAAAAAAACACCCGGCAUUACCUUCCUCAUGGGUCACCACCUUGCAUGAUGACGAUGACAAAAAUCAUAUCGCAGUGACUUUACAUUUAUCGUGUUUAUGAUGCAUUAUUAACAUUCAUCAAGCGCUGUUAGAAUCGGCUUCAUUAGUUCCUUUGUUUAAUUUUUUUUUAUUUCAAUAGUAUCUUCUACCUAUUCUCGGUUUGAUUAAUUUAUAGAUUGAUGCAUUGAAAUGCACGUAAAAUUUUCUGAUUUUAAAACCUACUGUUUCUUGUUUAAUUUUAACAAACGACGAAGCUAUUGUUGAACUUCAUCCGAUCGACAAAGUGUAUUCAAAUAACAAUAAUUACUGUUAUGUUUUGUAAUAAUUUAUGCUUCUGGUUUAGUAAAAACAUUGUUUUCCCACUAUCGGCAAGAGAGAUUAUCUCCCCAAUCAAUUUUUUUUCCUUCUGAUCUCUCUUUUCUUUUUAUCACUUUUCUUUGUUUUGAACCUGAAAGUAUACAAAGUAUACAAUGUUAAUUUCCAAUAUUUAGUCCUGACCAAGAGGAGGCAAUUCAGAUGGAGCCAUUGAAUGCAGGGGUAGAUGAGUGGGAGGUUGCGGUGAACCGUGUCCUGCUUCAAGACGUCAUUGGACGAGGGGCGUUUGGAGCCGUGUGGAGAGCUCUCCUGAGUUCGCCAAAUGGACAACCUGGCAAUCGAACAGUAGCCGCUAAAUGUUUCACGCGUAAGUCUCCUUCGAUUUGUUCUUGAUUUGUUCUUGUUCUCAACAUAUGAAAUAUAAAAGGUCACAGGUAUGGCAAGGUCAGUAGGGGGUGGGGGGGGGCUGAGUUGGGCAAUCUGCUAGCUUGGGGGAGAGGUGAGUUGGGCAAUCUGCUAUCUUCGAAAAUUAUCAUCCAAAUGGUAAUAAGAAGAAGUAAGGUUUGUAGCUCUACCGGAUUCUUUCUGGCUUGAACUUGCAUAGAACAAAUGUAUUAAUCAGAACGUGUCUCCAUUAAUGUAUACUUUUGUUUUAGCCACUGCUGGAGAGGAUGGAAGGAAAUGUUUGAUGAGAGAAAUUGAGCUGGGUAAACUUAUCGGUGAAAACGUUCCGCCAAACAUUGUAAAGUUCAUGGGCUGCGUUACGACACAAAGUAAGUACUAAGCGUACAACAUCUUUUCUAGGUAUAUUUUAUUAACGAUACUACAAAUGCUGAAUGAACCCUCUUAGGACCUCUUAACAUGAGUUCCGUAACUGGGAUGUUAAUGGAGCCAAGUUUGUCUUUUUUCGGUUUGGCAACCAGACUGUUUUUCUUCGAAAGCAUGUAUCCAACGAAAGUUCAUUAAGGUCUCGGUCGGAUAGCUUGAAAUCUCGUGAACGGAGCUAACCAGCUUAAUUUCUCCCUUUAACCUGUAGCAAAUAUUUGAAAGUAAAUUCUGAUGAAUGUAGAUGCUAAAAGAAUGAGUCCUUCGUGUAAGCUAAACUGCUUUAUGACGAGAGCUAUCAGGAAUAUACGGUAAGGAGCCUUGACAUAGGAUUUAUUUGCUUUUUCUCUUUUUUAACGUCACUUAAGUUCAUCCCAUACUCAUCAUGGAGUACUUGCCAUGUGGUGACCUACUUGGUUACCUGAGAAAAUGCCGAGGAGUGAGGGAUCGGUAUUAUCUUGGUGAGGGAAGAGCUCAGAAUUUGACCAACUACGAUCUUGUGCUGUUUGCCAAACAAAUAGCCGCCGGUAUGGUGUUCCUUGGAACGCGAGGUGUAAGUGGAAUACUUGUCACGUGUCAAUUCUAACUCAGAAAAAAUCUUUCAGAGAUUUAAACUUUUCAUUUUUCAACAGCUCAGAUUUUGGCCAACAUUUUUGAGUGCUUUUACAUUAGAGAAAUCUCUAAGUUUUUUUUAGCCAUAAUACUUUUUGUUGACAUUAGCAGGUCACUGCAGAUCUCAACAAAAUGAGCCAAGAGACGAGAGUAAGGUUCAUAAUAAUUCGGUUGCCGAGCCUCAAAAAAUCCUAGCUCUUAUUACCUGGAAUGGUAUAGAAUUAGGCUAAAAAAAGAAAAGACAAACUCAUGCAGCUGUCAAAGAUCGAGUAUGCGCUGAUGGUUCAUUUGGGCUAGUGGCGCGUCGUAUAAAUAAUCUGCGCUACAUACAUACAUACAUAUAUAAAUAUAUAUAUGUAUAUAAAACCUUAUUGCGACACUUAAAAACAAAACAAACAGAGGGAAAAAUGGAACUCCCUAAAAAUCUGUAGAAGAAAACAGAGGUAAAGAGAAAACAAUCUCGUCUUUUUCUUUCUUGGAACACAACGGGUCCUCCGUUGGCUUACCAUUUCUAAAUUUUAUUUUAUUAUCAUAAUUAUUAUGAUUAUCAGCAUAAUUAUUACUAUUAUCGUUAUCAUCGUUAUCAUUAUCGUUAAUUUCGCUGUUGUAAAAAAGUCAAAUUUGUUUUUUGAUAAAGAAAGAAGAAAUCUUAGUUUUGUCAACAUUAAAUCAUUAUAUAAAGCUGCCUUAGUUUCAGCCCCUUUAUUGUUCGAACAUACCCAGACGUUUAAUUCACAGCUGUAUUAUAUAAACCUACCGUUUCUUAACUCUUAUAUUCCGGCUCCUCAUCUUCUGAUAGAUCAUCCAUCGUGACCUGGCGGCUCGAAACAUUCUCCUCGAUAACAACUAUGUUUGCAAAGUGACGGACUUUGGUAUGGCAUAUCAAAGUUUCAAGUAUGGCCAUGGAAAUGCCAAAAAGGUAGAAAAAACUUUUUUGGUUGCUUUAGUGCGGUGUUUUCUGGAAAAAAGUUGGAAGCGUCAACAUAUUCUCUGCAUAAAGUAAAUGUACCUCGACUACCAACAGGGUUUUAUAGCUCACUUUUACUUACAAGAAAAAAGCAAAACAAAGCAGAGUUAGAAAUUAACAGAAUAAGUACUCUGGCCUGGGUAUCGGGAUAUGUCAAUUUCACUAGCGUUUUUUGUAGAAAGCCCUGUGAAAGGAGUUGCGUUUUCUGUUUUCCGUGACAACUUUACGAAGGCUAACAUUGGAUUGACUUAUAAGGGAACGACAAAUGUAGCUUUCUUUUCACAUUUUAACAUGUUUACGUUAUGUAGCUUCAUAUUUUUUCAAAGAUGGCUUUGAAAAAAAAUGUACAUAUGCUUUUGUAAGGCAAACAUUUAUUGUUUUUUUUUUCUAGGGAUGUUUGCCAAUCAAAUGGACGGCACCAGAGAUUCUGCUGGGAGAACUUGCUGGACUUUCCACCUUGAGUGAUGUGUAUGUAUAGAUAUGUAUAUUAAUCCACCAACCUAACAAACUGAUUACUUUUGGAUUUUUCUUCAUCAUUUCACGUCCAAAAUUCACUCAGCGAUUAACUGUAGAAUAUUUCUGAUAUGCUCUCGUCAGGUGGUCCUAUGGAAUCAAAUUCUGUAUGAGAUAGUUACCCUUGGUAAGCCAAGCUAUGUUCAGUCAAUACAUUUAACGCUUAGGACAGAAAUAUGCAAGCGCUAUAUAGAAGUAAUACCAUUUUUGUUACUAUUAUUUUAAUAAAGAUUUGUUUUACUUAAAGUGUAGCCAUCCAUCACUGUAAAAUUCUUUUUCGGAGCUAAUUAAUUCUUCAGUUCUCAUGUAAUGUUCCGUCCUGUAAUUUAGUUGUGACACGGUCACUGUAGAGUUCAUAUAUUAAGAAAUGUGACAUGCACUUGUUUUUAUCCUUUGACAGGAGGAAUUCCGUACGACGGAUGGUCAGAAGGCAUGGUGGUUGCAGAGGUCACAAAGGGAUAUCAGAUGCCAAAGCCCGAUCAUGUUGAUAAAAAACUGUGAGUUGCACUUUUUAAGAAUAAUACCAACGUGUUCCUAAAAAUAACUUAAGAUCCAAGACGACACAUUUACCGUUCUCAUUGAUGAAAUCUUUGCAAUAAAGCAAUUGGAACACAAUCAUAUCAGUAGGUUUCCGUUAUGUGAAUGUGAACCAGCAGCAUACCACACUCAGCUGAGAUACGGCGUGGACAAUUAUGACAUCAAAAUGUAUUUGAAAAACAUCAGAGCGGGUGAAGAAGUGCGAUAUUUUGGACGUCCCAGAACAAACUUGAACCAUUGCCUACACUAUUUUCAUUAUAAGGACAAACCUGAACCAUUGCCUAUACUAUUUUCAAUGAAAGGUUCCUGUAGGAGGACCUUAUUGGUAUUCUUUGCACAAUCCAUAAAAAGUUAGUUAAGAGUAGACCAUCAUUGUUAAAUUUCAGGUAUGAUAUCAUGAAAAGGUGCUGGAAUCGUAACCCUGACUUCCGUCCUCCUUUUGAAAACCUGCGACAAAGAAUGGACACAUACAUUCGUGAAGAGGUUCGUUUCUAGAAUUGACAACUUCCCAAUAUUUUAUGCAUUUUAAAGACUCGAAAACUUUUCAAACUUCUUACCUUGCCUCCAUGGGGCAAAUACUUGGUAGCCUUGGUUUUAUUUCCGUUCGCUCCAUAAAAGCCUCAGCUGAGACCAGUCAUAGUUCUGGUAGAGACAUUUUCCAGCCCGUCAGGCCAUUUACGAGCAUUUCCACUUGUUGGCUGCUACUGAUAUUUACGGCGGUUGUGAUCGUCCCUAGGGCAUAAAUCUGCUCAGUUCUACCCACCUACCUGCAACUUCUCUAUUUUCAGAGAGGAAAUAAGGAAUGCACUUAGUAUAUACGCGACUUUAACCCAAAGAGAUUCUCAGUAUGCCGGGGAAGUGAUCGCACUUUACAGCUUGACUUUUUUAGCUUUACUGUGUUUUAGCGCUCUGCAGCUAAUGUGUAACCCUCAUUUGUUACUUUCUUUUAAGACAUAUUUGGAACUUCUUGACAUGGGCGCUUAUGACAAGGCAAAAUACUCCAGGGUUGAAGAUCUCGGAGAUGAAGAUGCAGGACCAAGUGAGGAAGUUGCAAAGAAGACCUCAGCUAAGAGAUUGGGAAAAUGGGCCAGUGACCGUCGUUAGGGUACAUAAUCGUCACUUCUCGGUGCUAAACUAAGUGUAGAUUUGUGUUGGUUAAAUUUCUCUCCCUAUAAUUAUUAGAAGAACAUGUGAAAGCUUUGUCCUUGAUUGACAAAAUGAUAAUAAUAAAAGUACAAGAAACUAAUUAAUUAAUUCUUAAAGAAUGCCAUAAUAAAUAAUUUAAUCGGUGUCAGAAUAAGGAAUAUUGGAUAGAUAUGAAUUAAACUUCCGUAAUAGAUUAAAUCAGAAGAGAAAGAAAGAAACAAGCAAAAAACAACCUACUUGAAAAACGGCUCGUUUAUGCCGAUAGAUGUACUUGGCGAGCUUUUCAUUGUUUUAUUGUGAAACCAUUUACUAAAUUUGUUUGUGGCAGACCUAGUAAGAGAUCUCCUAACGGCGAUAUGAAAUUUGGUAAAAUUUUGUAGUUUGGUAAUGAAUUAGUCGUGUGGUAUUAACUAGCAUUAUCACUUAAUGAAGUAUCUUCUUUAAGUUACAUAUUUCAUCACUUCUAGUGAUUUGUUUAACUUUCAAGUUACCUUUAUUUGAAAACAAGCGAGAGCAUUGUUAUUGACAUUUACCGUUUUGCUGCUAGUGUUAAAUGCUUUUGUCAUAAACGGAGAGAACCGUCUUAAUAGAGUGGGAGUUAAUUCAAAUUAAGUGCUUUGGAUUCGUAUGAGAAAGAAAACGCCAUGUAAAGGGUUCAUAUUGUUUUGCUAUGGUAAAUGGAGUGCUUGUUUGAAAACCGGGCGAAAUGAGAGCACGGAUGAGCGUUUAAUUUUGUGCGCUAUCCAAACACAACAAGUUGUAUUUAACAUAAUGUAAAACACUCUAUUUAAUAUCUGCAAUAAAAAGAUUAGAGGCU